Molecule: messenger RNA, 141 nt
Organism: Racocetra persica
Lineage: Eukaryota; Fungi; Glomeromycota; Glomeromycetes; Diversisporales; Gigasporaceae
Source: the annotation of a GenBank genome assembly
AAGAUAACUUAGAAAAAACUAGUAUUAAGCGAAAAUACAGAAUUUGCAACUCUAAAGGUUAUAACGCAUAUACUUGUUCAGGCUUGGCCAAAUCUGAUAAUUCAAAUGAUGAUGAUCUAAAAGAUGACUCAGAAGAAACUA